Candidula unifasciata is the source of this 194-nucleotide messenger RNA. NCBI's taxonomy places the organism in Eukaryota, Metazoa, Mollusca, Gastropoda, Stylommatophora, Geomitridae. The record is from the annotation of a GenBank genome assembly.
CGUAGUUAUUAUCGCAGUUUCUGCAAGCCCAAGCUGAAUCCAAUUUUGACAGACUUCUGCACAUCACUGACUGGUAUUACACAGGCACAGGUUGACAAAGCUAAGAGUUUCAAAGAAGUACUGGAGAACUUUGAAGAAUGGUUGAACGUGCAACAUCUUGGCACAGCUUAUACGUUUGCAGUUGUCACUGAUGG